AUUCAGUGACUAAAUGCGGUUUGGUGAAGAUGCAUCAUUAUUCAACAACAUUCUCAGAAGUGAAACCAAAAAACUGCAAAAGAACAUCAAAUCUUGAGAGAGAGAAAAUCAACGAUAGAUCAUAAAUAAUAUGUGAUAUAAAAGUGCUCUGAAACAAAAGAAGACUCAUUGAAUCUCUGUAUAUUUUAGAUUCUAAUCCAGCAGUUGGAGACAUGCAGGUUUCUUGAUUUUAUCUUUGCUGCAAGUUUAAAAUAAAACAUCUCUGAAGCCAAUGGAAGUGACACUGACACCAAAGACUUUGAGAGCCCCAGAAUGGCCGCAAGAGGACCAUCUUUCCAGUUUGAAGGCUUUAGCUGAGAAGUUAAAACUGGAGACCAGAAAGACGUCGUAUCUGGACUGGAGAGCUCAGCUGGAGGUGAUGCUAAACCAGAGCCACAGAGAUGAAGAGAUUAAAAAAACGGAGAAACCACACACAGAAAACACACUGAGGAAUCAAUCAGGACACAUACGAGGGUUUGGAAGUAUUGAUCAAGCGCUGGAGUGGCUCAGGAAAGAGCUGAUAGAGAUGCGUCUUCAGGAUCAGCAGCUCGCACUUCAGCUGAUGCGUUUGCGCAGCGAUAUAAACGAUCUGAGAAUCGUGCAGACGUGCAACCAACACCGUGAGAUGCUGAACGACGCCACCUUUGAGCUGGAGGAACGGGGCGACAUGUCAGAUUUAUGUGAUGUGCCAUUGUCUCCUGGAUUAGGCCUGUCCACACCGCUUAAAGUCAUUGGUGUCACAAAAAUGAACAUCAACACCCGCCGCUUCUCCCUCUGCUGACAGACACACUUUAUUCAAAGAGAAUGACAUUAUAGAGUGCACUGUAAAGAAUAUCUGUAGAUUAACAGUUUUCAUAUUUUCACGUGUUUACUGUUUAUUUACGGUUGUGAAUUGCAUUAUGGGAUGUUGAUCUCUGCUCUGUCCACUUUUAAUGUUGAAAAUGCUACUCUACAGUUUAACAAAGUGACUUAUUGAUCUUUUAGUAGUUUGAUUUAAUAUAAUGUAUAAGAAAUAGAGAGAAAUGAGUGUGUAAAUAACAAAAAAUGUGCUGCAGUUUAUUACAAGGUUUCUGUAGAGUAAUGUACAACACCAACCCAGACAAUACAUCGCUUUGAACUAUUAAAAAUGUUCAUAAAAGUAACUUAUUGACCUUUUCAAGGUAAAAAUUUAAAUAAGAAAGUUCAAGGUCCCGUAAUGCAAUGCAAAAGCAUAAAUAAAUGGGGAAAAAUAUAAACAUGAAUCACAAAAUACGAAAACGGCUAAUUUGUGGAUAUUUUUUACAGUGUAGAUCUUGGACAUUGACAUUUUCAGCCUUUUACAGUUAAAGAGAAUAAAAAAAUGUUAGCCCUCCUGUGAAAUUAUAAUAUUGUUUUUAGGGUAAAAUGUUUUCUGCAGAAUGUUUUUUUUUUUUUACUUGACUGGAAUAUAUACAGUUGAAGUCA
Danio rerio (zebrafish) is the source of this 1482-nucleotide messenger RNA. RefSeq names its product family with sequence similarity 167 member Aa (gene fam167aa). The record is from RefSeq and is marked validated. Lineage: Eukaryota; Metazoa; Chordata; Actinopteri; Cypriniformes; Danionidae.